This is a messenger RNA of Gossypium raimondii (Peruvian cotton), 644 nucleotides long. Its product is annotated as GPI-anchored protein LLG1. Bases 97 to 495 code for a protein of 132 amino acids. The transcript is spliced from 3 exons. Lineage: Eukaryota; Viridiplantae; Streptophyta; Magnoliopsida; Malvales; Malvaceae. The record is from RefSeq and is a predicted model, not a curated record.
CUUUUGAGUCAUCAAAGCAGUGUUAUCCGCAUUUAACCAUCUCUAACUAGCAACCACUUAGUAUUGAACUAGUUUGGCUAAGAAGAAGAAGAAAGAAUGGAGAGAAAUUGGUUGUUGUCUUAUUUGGCAAUUCUCAUAGUUAUGGCUGCUGCUUCUACUUCCAUUUCUGAUAGUGACUCCGUUUCUCUCGCUUCUACAACCCGCCAUCUGCUUCAGGCAAAGAAAGCUUGUCCUAUUAAGUUUGAAUUCCUGAAUUAUACGAUCAUAACGAGCGAAUGCAAAGGGCCCAAAUACCCAGCAAAUCGCUGUUGUGCAGCGUUCAAGAAAUUCGCAUGCCCUUAUGCAAAACAGAUCAAUGAUUUGACAACCGAUUGUGCUUCCACCAUGUUCAGCUACAUCAACCUUUACGGCAAAUAUCCGCCUGGUCUGUUCGCUGCGGAGUGCCGAGAAGGGAAGCAAGGUCUCAAAUGCCCUAAAUCUGCCCCCACCCGCUAAAUAACUCCACUUAUUUAUUGGCGCUACCUAUCUAAGAUAAUAAGACCUUGUAGUGCUUGGACUCCCAGUAUUACUAAAACAAUGGGCAGAGUCAUCAACCUGGCUCCUGCUGAAUGUUAAUAUUAAAUCUUAAGUCGGAUCUUUGGAUA